Messenger RNA from Gymnodraco acuticeps, 1939 nucleotides. RefSeq names its product homeobox C5a (gene hoxc5a). Bases 421 to 1107 code for a protein of 228 amino acids. Gene Ontology annotation, cellular component: nucleus. NCBI's taxonomy places the organism in Eukaryota, Metazoa, Chordata, Actinopteri, Perciformes, Bathydraconidae. The transcript has 2 exons. The record is from RefSeq and is a predicted model, not a curated record. Gene Ontology annotation, molecular function: RNA polymerase II cis-regulatory region sequence-specific DNA binding; DNA-binding transcription factor activity, RNA polymerase II-specific. Gene Ontology annotation, biological process: anterior/posterior pattern specification; regulation of transcription by RNA polymerase II.
GUCCUGCCCCAUACCAGACACCAGAUGACGCUCUUGUCUUACUGUCCUGCCCUUUUUGCGCUAAAAAUCCCUGCCUGGUCCUCAACAACAGCUCAAAGUUUACUGGACACGUUUCUGCUAUUCAUCAAUAUCCCCAUUGAGUAUCAAAGCCAAUUUAUGACUGGCCAACAUGUGCACGUGAUCCCAUACAAAUACCCCAUAUUUGGGCAGCGCACGUCGGAUCAAGAAUUAAAAAAAAGAUACCAAAGCCUACUCCACCUAUAAAUCGUGGAUUAUUUUUUAAGGGAAGACAGCUCUGAAUUUUCCAAAAGCGGCUACAAAGAAACGCAAUGAUCAACAAAAACAGGGAAAUAACCGCAACUUGCAUCCCGCAACUAUCGCUAGUUUAGAAAAGAAAUUGUCGGUGAUAGUUUGAAAAAAAUGAGCUCUUAUGUUGACAGCUGCAAUCUCAGGCAAACAAGCGAGACAACUUCUCCUAACACCAUGUUUAGUUUCGAUCUUUCCGGGCGCCCGUCCAGCCACUAUGAAGGUGUUAAUGUGAACGGGAUAUUCACUUGUCCCGUCCCCACGACCUCUGUUGAACGGGAGGAGAUGAAAACUAGCCUGCGUGGCAUUACGGAUACUCCUCUCCCGUCAGGACCACAGAUAACCAUGGUCUCCAGCAGCUCGUCCAUGGACUCAAGCGGGCUGAACUAUGGCAGCAGCACUCUGCUUGGACGAGGGGUGGACAGAGACCCGGAAAGGAGCGCAAAAUCCGUCGGCAACAAGAACCACGACAGCGAGAGAAACGCGGAGAACACGCAAACGGUGAAACGACACACAAAUGUGAACCAGCGUCAGGACAGUGAGCAGCGGCCACAGAUUUAUCCAUGGAUGACAAAACUGCACAUGAGCCACGAAUCGGAGGGUAAACGCUCCAGGACGAGUUACACCCGCUACCAGACUCUGGAGCUGGAGAAAGAGUUUCACUUCAACCGGUACCUGAGCCGCCGCAGGCGCGUAGAGAUCGCCCACACCCUGUGUCUAAACGAGAGGCAGAUCAAAAUCUGGUUCCAGAACAGACGUAUGAAGUGGAAGAAGGACUCAAAGAUCAAAGUGAAGGAGUAAAAAGUGCAGGAGAGACCCGGGUGCAUGCAGCACGUUUUCAGCCCCACACUGCACAGUGCUGGAGUGCCGCCUGACCUCCGGAUGAACUGCUAGGAGCAAUGACAUCAUGACACCGCUCUGUGUGCUUCAUCACCAAUUAUGUGUCACUUGCUGGAGUUUGGGACCUAAUGUAUUGAAUAUCACUCUCUUUGAUCAAUCGGUUUACAUUUCUAAAUUAAUUUGCAGCCCAUGCGAUGAUAACCUCACUUUGCUGCACGAAGGGGACAAGAGGUUGAGGGGAGCUGGGGUCCUUCACGCUGCAAGGCUGUGUGGUCUGCAGUGCACUGAAAGGCACAAUGCUACUAAUAUAUGUUUUUAAUUAGGAUAAUAGUGGAGGAGGCUGGGCAAAGGCCUGUAUCAUUUCAAAUAUCAUCAUCAUGUGAUAAAACGUUAAGGUCAGUGAAUCAAUAUAGAAAGACACAAAUAUUUCUGGCUGCAAUCUUUCCAAAAUAAUAAACAGAUAGUUUAUCUCCAGUAAAAAUACUUUUUCUUUCUACUUUUGGAACUCACUCUACCAUGUUGCAGCGGUUGAAGGUGAGAUAAUGUCCUGUGAGAUAAUAUCGUUGUGAGUGGGUUUCUGUGAAGGCAUCUUCCCUGUUGUUUGUUAUAUCCUUGUGAAUUUGAAUCAUUGUGUAUUAUUCAGUCACUGUGAUAAUAUUGUGAUGUGCAAUGAAGCCAUUUAUUUUGCCCUCUGUAAACUUACGGUGCCUGGAAUAACUGAUAGAUGGCUCGAUUGUCGAUUGUAACCAAUAAAGUCUCAUCAAAUUAAAUUAAAUUUUCCUAUGGUCAGUAU